Messenger RNA from Octopus bimaculoides (California two-spot octopus), 2024 nucleotides. RefSeq names its product guanosine-3',5'-bis(diphosphate) 3'-pyrophosphohydrolase MESH1. The record is from RefSeq and is a predicted model, not a curated record. NCBI's taxonomy places the organism in Eukaryota, Metazoa, Mollusca, Cephalopoda, Octopoda, Octopodidae. Gene Ontology annotation, molecular function: guanosine-3',5'-bis(diphosphate) 3'-diphosphatase activity.
UGUGUACAAAUGUAAACAUGGAAGAUAUGUUAAGUACAGUGAUCGAAUGUGCCAACUUCGCGGCUAUUAAACACAAAAACCAAAAACGUAAAGACGUGGAAGGAACACCGUACAUAAACCAUCCAAUAGGCGUGUCCUACAUAUUGACCAACGAAGCAGGUAUUACUGACCCACUAGUCAUCCAGGCAGCACUGCUUCAUGACACAGUAGAAGAUACAGACACCACUCUGCAAGAAAUUGAGGACCAUUUUGGUAAAGAAGUGGCAGGAAUUGUUGCUGAAGUAACAGAUGACAAAAGUCUAGCGAAGGCAGAACGUAAGAAACUGCAAAUCGAACAUGCAAAGACUAGCAGCCACCGUGCAAAGUUGGUGAAACUGGCAGACAAACUAUACAACCUUCGUGAUUUGAACCGAAGUACACCAGUUGGCUGGACUGAAGAAAGGGUCCAACAGUAUUUUGUGUGGGCAAAGAAAGUUGUCAGAAAUCUUGCUGGGACCAAUGAACCAAUGGAGAAGGCACUUGAUAUUAUUUUCCAAGAAAGAAAUAUAUCUGAAUUGGAGUUACUGAAUUGAUGGACUGGUGACUGCGGGAAAGGUUCAAAGUGCUGGACAUACUGACCACAGAGUCAGUUAAUAGGAACAGACAAUGCUAUUAUCUUCUUAAUAAUAAAUGCAAUAUCCAGCAAGGACCAUAUUAUGUCCUCUACAAAUGCUACCAUUUGUCUUACAACCUUUGGUGAUGAUCAGAUAGUGGGUAAGGAUGAAUUCAUGAUGAUAGAUGAACACUGCAGAAACAGACACUUUGAUUUUACAAUGUUUUGUAAAAUCUUUCAUAGUUAUCUGACAUAUAUUAUCUUGCUAAUGUUUGUUUAUGAGAGGCAAAAAAAAACUAUUUAAAACCCAAACAUGUACUGAUCCCUAUAUACUGGAGUAUCAUUCAUAGGUUUAAGAUUAUGUUACUAUUCACUCCACAGAUGCACACACACACAUACAUUUAUUUUCAAAGACAAAUUGACAUCCAUAAAAAAAAUGACAGUCAUCACAUGAUAAGAAAGCCUUCCUAUAUUAAUAUCUUUCAGCCAUUUGCUCACAUUUGAUUUGUGUCUUUUAGAAUUACUACAACAGUCUUUGUUCCAUUGAACUUAUUGACUUCUUACUACCUCUGUUUUAUACCAUCUGCUUUACCUGUUUUAUUGCCUUUACUCUGCCUCAGUUCCAACAAGCCUUCUGAGAUAUUGCUCAUCAUAUAUUAACCCUUUUGUUAUCAUAUUUCUGUUGAGAUGCUCUGUGUUUUUUUACAAUUAAUUUUAACCCUUUAGUGUUCACAUUAUUCUGCCAUAAUUAAUGCUUUUUUAUCCACAUUGUUUUGAACUAAUCAUGCAUUAUCGUGUAGCUAUGAGAUUUUGAUGAGGUAGCUGUUAAUCUUUAAAAUGUUAUUGUAGGGUUGGCGUGAAAGACUAGAUCUGGUCAGUUUGAACAUAAAACAGGCAGAAGACUUUUGGCCGGAUAUGGCCGGUUUAAAUGCUAAAGGGUUAAAUACAACAAGAAUUUAGUAAAAUAACUUAGUUAUCACUAAACUAGUGUUAGAAACAUAAACUGUGACUAAGGUUUGGUGGGAGAUCUUAAUUCAGAACUUUUGAAAACAAGACAUUUCUACUACAGAGCCAGAGGCAGUUUCAAGCAGGUUGGUAUCAAAAGGAUUAAAGUAUUAAUUGAAUAAACCUUGUCUGUAAUACAGAGUUCACUAUAUAUUACCUUAAGCAAAUUCUAAAAUCUUGAUAGAGAGAGCAUGUGAGUGAGAGAGAAAGAAACAAAAUUGUUCAAAUUUACUGUAUUAGACCAAAGGAAUUUUAGUAAACAGUUAUAUUUAUAUAAUCUUGAUAUUUAUAUACAUCUUACUAAAAGCUAUAAAGGACUGUAUGUGACCUGAGUGCUACUGGUCACCCAUUCUCGCCCUCAACAAACAAAUUAUCAUCACCCAGUUUUUUUUUAGUUUUUUUUACAUAAAACAAUAUUUCUUUGAAA